This is a messenger RNA of Sapajus apella (tufted capuchin), 1018 nucleotides long. It is a transcript of the gene PCBD1, whose product is annotated as pterin-4 alpha-carbinolamine dehydratase 1. Bases 249 to 581 code for a protein of 110 amino acids. The record is from RefSeq and is a predicted model, not a curated record. Gene Ontology annotation, molecular function: 4-alpha-hydroxytetrahydrobiopterin dehydratase activity. Gene Ontology annotation, biological process: tetrahydrobiopterin biosynthetic process. NCBI's taxonomy places the organism in Eukaryota, Metazoa, Chordata, Mammalia, Primates, Cebidae. The transcript is spliced from 4 exons.
CCUUGCUUCCUUGCAUUCUCUGAGGUUCCACUCAUGGCCUGAAAUGUGCCAAUUUGGACUGCCUUGAGGGUGCUUUGCACAAUAGGUAAAUAGGAUGGGACACUGGGUUUGCCAGCUGCCUUUGGCCAAGUUCCUUCCACUCUGGGGACUGAGCUCUGUGGCCUGAGCUUACCAACCAACCAGAAAAGAAGACGGAAACCCUGAGAAACCGAGCCCAGGCGGCUCAGGGCCAGAGGCUGCAUGGGAGCAUGAUUGAGGACCUGCUAGAGGCUGGCAAAGCACACAGGCUGAGCGCCGAGGAGAGGGACCAGCUGCUGCCAAACCUGAGGGCCGUGGGGUGGAAUGAGCUGGAAGGCCGCGAUGCCAUCUUCAAGCAGUUUCAUUUCAAAGACUUCAACAGGGCUUUUGGGUUUAUGACAAGAGUGGCCCUGCAGGCUGAGAAACUGGACCACCAUCCUGAAUGGUUUAACGUGUACAACAAGGUCCACAUCACACUGAGCACCCACGAGUGUGCCGGCCUUUCAGAACGGGACAUAAACCUGGCCAGCUUCAUUGAACAAGUAGCAGUGUCCAUGACGUAGACCCCGCCCUUCCUCUUUGAAUUCCUCUGGGGGAAGGGGUGACUGAACUGGGAAUCCAGGGAGGGAGCUGAGGAGCCCUUGGCCUCUCCCGACUUCCCUCCCAAGACCCAGUUGCCUCCACUGAGGGGUGAGUCCUGGCUGUGGGAUGUGCCAGCAUCCCUACCAACAUCAGGAAUUUAGACCUUUUCCCUGUACCACUCUCUUUAUCCUGGGGGCUCUGUUACACUGAUUUGAAUAAGCUCUCCCCUUUCUUUGCAACUUCCCAGCAACAAUAAUGAUUUUCUUGCCAGGCUGUAUCUUGCUCCCUAAUUCAUUUCCCAGGAAGCUGUGACAGAGGGUGAAAUAGUCUUGUCUUAGAAACCAAUACCCUAAACCUACACUAUGUAACAGAAACACAUGUGCUUUUAUGUCUCAAAUAAAACUAUGAUAUCACUUGG